This is a messenger RNA of Rhododendron vialii, 748 nucleotides long. RefSeq lists its product as uncharacterized. The transcript is spliced from 2 exons. NCBI's taxonomy places the organism in Eukaryota, Viridiplantae, Streptophyta, Magnoliopsida, Ericales, Ericaceae. The coding region runs from base 139 to 609 and encodes 156 amino acids. The record is from RefSeq and is a predicted model, not a curated record.
GUUUUGUCUCCAUCCGGUGGUUCCUUGGCUCCGCCGGUUUGCCUAGCAGCAUGUGUGUCUCGUCGGUCGUGGGUUGUCCAGUUUGGUGGCACUGUCUGAAUCUGGUUAAUCUUUUAUUUCAGAAAAUGAUUGGUGAAGAUGGCGGUGGUUCAAUCUGGUGGUGGUGAGGUGGUUGUGGCCCCCAUGGCUAGGAUGCUCAAGUCGUUUGUGUGCCGAAGUCCGGUCAACGGCCUCUCCGAGCUCUCAUUCGGGCGCGGGGCCAGUAGUUCAUCAUUCCAAUUUGCUGUUGUUGCUGGUUUUCUCCGGAGCAGUUGGGGUUGCUUGGGGCAAGCUGUUGAUUGGUGGUGGUGGUCUCCUCCUUGCCUUGAUUGCUUUGAUUUUCAUUGCCGUAGGUUGGGUUUCGCCAUCGGUCUCUACAUCUGGGAGAGGCCGGCUCGAAUUAACGGCGAUGCUAGUUUUCUAUUGGUUUGUGCGACGGUGGUGAUUGAAGUGGUUAGGAUUUUGGGGGCUGGUUUGGGUGGGCCGGUCCUUGGUUGGUCCGGGUUAGGGUGUUUUGGGGCUUUAUUCUGUAUUAUUUGGGUGUUGGGUCGAGCUUUAUUGUUUUAUUAGUCUUGGGCCUUUGUAGACCUUUGGGUGUUAUGAAUUGUGCCAUUUGUGAUGUUUCAUCCAAAUUUUUGUUGAAUUCCCUUCCAUGUUCCUCCGUUUUUAAUAAAAUUUUAUCUUUUGCCCAUAAAAAAAAAAAAAAAAA